AUGCGAACUGCUGAGGCUACCAUAACUUUACAAGAUAUAGAAAUUUUGUUCGGAAUGGUAAUAGAUGGUAGUCCUAUAAUUUUAAAUGGCGCUAAUACUUUAGGAGUUUUUGGUAGACAAGAAAUGAUGUUUGAAUUAACGGGAUGGUCACCCGAUAAUGAUUGUUUUUCUGGUGUUAGUAGAUUGUUAACAUAUAAAUUAAUUGAGCAUAUUGAAGGUUUAGAUGAUAUUACUGAUCAUUCAACUGAGCGUGAGGUGCAACAAAAGUUUAGAUUAUAUUUAUUAUGGUUAUGUGGUGGAUCAAUAUUUCCAAAUAAAUCUAAUAAUAAACUUAAUUUAGACCUUUUGAUUGACAUAAAAAAUUUAAAUGUAAUGUCAACACAAAGAUGGGGAGCAGCUGCAUUAUCAUAUUUGUAUAAUUGUUUAUGUCGUGCAUCAAUGAAACAAUCAAAUGAAGUUUGUGGAUUUCUCUCUUUAGUGCAGAUUUGGGCAUGGGAACGUAUUAUUCCCCUGCAACCAUUACCGAAAUCUCUAAGGACCAAUCAACUUGAGGAUUUAACUGCGCUUGCACGUAAAUGGACGCAACGUAAAAAUCAUUAA
Messenger RNA from Solanum verrucosum, 600 nucleotides. RefSeq names its product protein MAIN-LIKE 2-like. Gene Ontology annotation, biological process: meristem maintenance; meristem development. The transcript is spliced from 2 exons. The record is from RefSeq and is a predicted model, not a curated record. The coding region runs from base 1 to 600 and encodes 199 amino acids. NCBI's taxonomy places the organism in Eukaryota, Viridiplantae, Streptophyta, Magnoliopsida, Solanales, Solanaceae.